Xylaria bambusicola is the source of this 339-nucleotide messenger RNA. RefSeq lists its product as uncharacterized. NCBI's taxonomy places the organism in Eukaryota, Fungi, Ascomycota, Sordariomycetes, Xylariales, Xylariaceae. Bases 1 to 339 code for a protein of 112 amino acids. The transcript has 2 exons. The record is from RefSeq and is a predicted model, not a curated record.
AUGGCAUCCAUGACCACGUUGAAAGGCGAUCCCUUCGAUUGGACUCUAUUCGAGUUGGUGAGGAAGUGCGGCGAUACCCGUGGCCUUUAUGGCUAUAAUAGUUCCCCCGGCUGCGCCCCGCAAGUCAACAUUGUUGACAUAUGGCGGAAGCAUUUCGUCCCUGAAGAGAACAUGUUAGAGGUGGAUUAUUGGAUGUGCGAGGAUUCUGAGACUGGCGAAUAUCUUCGAGCAGAUCAUCUUGUUGGGAACGUGUUAAAACUUCGUUUAGCCUAUGGUAUUAAUGGCAACUUUACGAAUGAUCUGAAACUACAUGAGCAAACAGUUGCUGAAUACCAAUAA